GCUGUCCUCACCGCAAUGGCGGCUGUGAGGGCCCUGGUGGCCUCGAGGCUCGCUGCGGCAUCUGCAUUCACGUCCCUGUCCCCCGGCGGUCGGACGCCUUCCCAGCGCGCAGCCCUUCACCUCUCCGUGCCGCGCCCCGCGGCCAGGGUCGCGCUGGUGCUGUCUGGAUGCGGAGUCUACGAUGGGACCGAGAUCCACGAGGCCUCGGCGAUCCUGGUGCACCUGAGCCGUGGAGGGGCUGAAGUCCAGAUCUUUGCUCCUGACGUCCCUCAGAUGCACGUGAUUGACCACACCAAGGGGCAGCCGUCCGAAGGCGAGAGCAGGAAUGUUUUGACCGAGUCUGCGAGGAUCGCCCGUGGCAAAAUCACAGACCUGGCCAACCUCAGUGCAGCCAACCAUGAUGCUGCCAUCUUUCCAGGAGGCUUUGGAGCGGCUAAAAACCUGAGCACGUUUGCCGUGGACGGGAAAGAUUGCAAGGUGAAUAAAGAAGUGGAGCGUGUCCUGAAGGAGUUCCACCAGGCCGGGAAGCCCAUCGGCUUGUGCUGCAUUGCACCUGUCCUCGCGGCCAAGGUGCUCAGAGGCGUCGAGGUGACUGUGGGCCACGAGCAGGAGGAAGGUGGCAAGUGGCCUUAUGCCGGGACCGCAGAGGCCAUCAAGGCCCUGGGUGCCAAGCACUGCGUGAAGGAAGUGGUCGAAGCUCACGUGGACCAGAAAAACAAGGUGGUCACGACCCCAGCCUUCAUGUGCGAGACGGCACUCCACUACAUCCAUGAUGGGAUCGGAGCCAUGGUGAGGAAGGUGCUGGAACUCACUGGAAAGUGACGCGCAUGGACGGGGCCCAGCUAGGCGCCAGGACUUGGCCUCACCCUCUGGCUGAGGAGCUGUCGGCUGCUUUCCAUCCAGCUGGGAGUCUGGCAGGCCCUUUUUUUUUUUUCUUUGCCGAAACCUGCAGGCGUUCUCUCUCUAAGGAGGAUGUGCUGCAGUGCAUGGGGGAUGUUUCUUCCUGGGUGUGGCUGGGCUGCUCUCACAUACAGAGGCCGAGGGGCCAAUUCGUUCUCUGCCACAGGGACUUGCCUCACUGUGUCCCAAAAACAAAUCGCAGCCAGCUUUUCCAGAAAUAGAAAAUUCUGCCGUCUGAGGUUUUAUACUUCAGGUUAGUUAGUUUUUGGAAGGAAGAACAUUUUUAGGUUUGCAAGCCUCCUGAUCAGGAAACCAGAAAUACCACAUUUAUGGACCAUGAAAGGUUGGUUCUUGACUCUGAAGGGACUUUUGAGUUAAUCAGCGUAAGGGGAUUUCUAAAGCAGGCAAUCCCUGUAGCCGCAGAGAAUAAACGCCUUCCCAAAAUGGCAACUUCCCACAGCCACAUUUCAGACCUGCUGAGACUGCUGAGUGAGGAAUGGCAGUGAGGUUUCUUCAAUUAGUCUCAGUUCUCUUAAUUUUCAGGAAGAAAGGGAAAUUGCAGCUCCUCAGCCCCCAGGAUUGACCUCUGGGGAGUGAUGGUAGCGUUGGUGCCAGGCCGUGGGUUCAGGUGUGGCAGAAGCUUGCAGAUGCGUCCGAAGGGAAAUAAAGUGUGUUGGCGUUAGA
Messenger RNA from Homo sapiens (human), 1584 nucleotides. Its product is annotated as glutamine amidotransferase class 1 domain containing 3B. Bases 16 to 822 code for a protein of 268 amino acids. The record is from RefSeq and is marked validated. Lineage: Eukaryota; Metazoa; Chordata; Mammalia; Primates; Hominidae. The transcript has 7 exons.